Messenger RNA from Heteronotia binoei (common prickly gecko), 2858 nucleotides. It is a transcript of the gene MYCL, whose product is annotated as MYCL proto-oncogene, bHLH transcription factor. Bases 10 to 1002 code for a protein of 330 amino acids. The transcript has 2 exons. Gene Ontology annotation, biological process: regulation of transcription by RNA polymerase II. Gene Ontology annotation, molecular function: protein dimerization activity; DNA-binding transcription factor activity, RNA polymerase II-specific; RNA polymerase II cis-regulatory region sequence-specific DNA binding. The record is from RefSeq and is a predicted model, not a curated record. Lineage: Eukaryota; Metazoa; Chordata; Lepidosauria; Squamata; Gekkonidae.
CGGCCGGCUAUGGAGCUGGACCCCCUUCAGCAGCCCUACUUCUUCGAGGCCGACCCGCAGGCCGAGGACUUCCACCCCUCCAGCGCGCCCAGCGAGGACAUUUGGAAGAAGUUCGAGCUGGUGCCCGCGCCGCCUUUGCUGGGCGCCGGCCCGGCCCGCGAUGAGGCGGACUACCUGCUGGAGCCCGGCGGGCUGUUGGGCAACCUGAGCGCCUUCGUCCUGCGCGACUGCAUGUGGAGCGGCUUCUCGGCCCGGGAGCGCCUGGGCAAGGCGCUGACGGAGAAGUGGGCCGGGCCGGCCGCCGCCAAGCCCUCCUUCGGCUCGGAUUUGGGGCUGGGAGGCGAGUGCGUGGACCCCGCCGCCGUCUUCCCCUGCCCCUUCGCCGACGGCAAAGUGCCGGCCUCCUCGGGCUCGGAGAGUCCCAGCGAUUCGGAAGGGGAAGAAAUAGACGUGGUGACGGUGGAGAAGAGGCAGUCACUGGCGGUGAGGAAGCCAGUUACCAUCACGGUGCGAGCAGACCCCUCAGACCCGUGCAUGAAAUGUUUUCACAUCUCAAUCCACCAGCAGCAACACAACUAUGCAGCCCGCUCUCCUCCAGAGGCCUGUUCCCAGUCGGCAAAGGAUACCCAGGAGGAGGAGGCUGGUGCUGGCCCGAAAUCCCCAGGGCAAGUAGUGGAGAGUUUCUCCCCACACCCUUUCCUCCCCAAAUCUGGAAGUGCUCCCAGUUCAGACAGCGAGGAUGUGACCAAGCGGAAAAACCACAACUACCUGGAGCGCAAGCGGCGCAAUGACCUCCGCUCACGUUUUCUGGCACUGAGGGACGAGGUGCCUGGCCUUGCCAACUGCCCCAAAACUUCCAAAGUUGUGAUCUUGAGCAAAGCGGCCGAGUAUCUUCAGUCUCUCAUCAGCACAGAGCAGCAAAUGGUGGCAGAGAAGAAGUGGUUGAAACUGCAGCAGCAGCAGCUGCUGAAACAGAUUUCAUACCUCAGGGGGGUGCAAUAGAUGCCAAGGACCCUUCCCAGCUUACUACUUGUGGUGGUGGUGGUGGUGGGCCCUUUCCACACUGCAGCUCCCAGAAUGCAUUGCAGCUGGCACACACAACACAGCUUCCUGCCAUCCUGUUCCAGACUGACCAGGGAUGCCUCUUCAGUCAUGUGCUCAAAUGCUGUGCUUUGAGACAGAACAAAAUCUGGAUAAUAUCUUUUAUUAGGACCAACCAGAUUGGCAAAACAUUUGUGCAGGUUUUGAUGCUUACCAGAACUCUUAAUCAAGGUGGAUGUUACGAAACAAUUUUUAAUGGAGAGGUGGCAAGCUGUUGGAGGGUCUUGAGUCAACAGUUCUAAGCUUAGCUGUUGACAGGAAUGCAAGUGUUGUCCCCCGAGGGUGCUUCCAUUUGCACAUAUCUUCCCCCUCUCCCCCAGCCACUGAGGACUGCUAUUUCCAUGUGACAUUCUUUGUAGUCUCUCUCUGAUAUGGCUGGAGGUGACUGUUAAAGGAGAUGCUAACAGGGAAUAACCAGAGCUGCAGUUUCGAGAGAAAUCUUGAAUCUCCUGUUUUGCCUAAAUUCUGGAUACCUGCUAGAUAGAAGCUGUGACUGGUAUGCUUCACGAAGACUGGGAUUUGAAUUUCUGCUGCCUAGGAGGAGAGACAUAAAAGUAGGACACAAUCCUGAAGGGAGAGUCUUGCACAGUUCUUAUUAAUUAUGAUGGGGCAGGAGCAGGAAAACUUCCCGUCAGAUGGAGCCUGAAGCCCCUUAGAAGGUAGGCUUGUGGUUCCAAGAAGAGGGCUUGUGCGGUUCCAAGCUGUCUUGAAUCAAACUCUACUGCCCUUCAGUGGGAGCCAAAAUCUGCCACCUUUGGGGUGGUGGUGGUGGUCACUUUUCAAAGACUGCUGAAAGUGUGUCCUUUUUCUUUAUAGAACUGAGUUGUUUUCACUGGAAAUGCACUGCGAUCACCUUGGAAAUGAUUUACCUCAUACUUUCUCACUUUGUAGCUUGACCUAGAUUUUUGUAUACUGUAGAAUCCCAUUGUUGUAACUGCCUGUUUCUUUAUACUGGAUGACUUUUUUUUUAAUAUGCUGUAUUUUUGUACAACUUUUUCUAGAUGUUUUAUAAAAGUACUCCAAACAUCUUUAAAAACAAAUUAAUUCAGCUGCUUUCCUGAGACCUAAGGGAGCAGAAUUUUGCUUGCCUACAUAUCCCCCUCCUUCAAAUAAUUCUAACAUCACCAGUCAAUGGCAAUUCUGCCUGGUCCCAAAUUUCAGACACCAGCAAUCUGAACACCAGAGGGCUUGUGGGGUUCUUUUAUAGGAAGGGGAAUCAUUCUCCAAAUAUGAUGGAGGAGGGCAUCCUGUCAUUUCCAGUGUUGCCUGAAGAAAAAUGUCUCUUACAAAAAGUGUGACAUGGAAUGUGAUUAAUGGAAUCCUUCUUUCUACUCUUCCCCCCAACCCCACUUUCUCUCUAAACAAAGGGCUGCAUGGAAAUAUUUUCAGGGUUUUUUGGGGGGGAGGGAUUUUUAUCCCUGCAUGAAAGGGGAGAUUGAUAUAGAAGUGUUGCUUUGCAAGCUUUUAUUGCUCUGGUUGGGGUCAGACCACCCAUUCACCUCCCGCCCAACCCCCUUUAGGCAAAUUCUCUCCACCCUAUCAGCCUUUGUGUCCUUGGAGGGAAAGGCAGGGCCAAGGUGAUGGAUGGCCAUUUUAUCUCUGCUGGAAGGACUCCUUGUUCUCCAUUGGUCUCGCGGCAAGGCGCUCUCAGGCAUCGCUUAACUAGCCUACGUCUAAGUUGUAAGGCUGUGCAGUUGGACUUAGCACUUUCUUUGUUACCUCAGGCUUUGUAAAUAAAGGAGUUGGAAAAGACAAAA